AUGGAUGACAUUCAUGACCUUGAGCAGAGGACACAGAGAGCCAGACACAACGUGGAGGAGAUGCAGACCAUCAUGCAGUCGUGGGUGGCACCCAUAUUUGAGAGGAAAGAUUCCAAACAAGACUCCCUGCUGAGCCUUGAGGACUGCCAGGGCCAUCUGGAAAGAUGCUACAGCCUGGUCAGAGAGUCAGGGCAGAGGAUUCACUCACUGCUGAAGGAAAACCAGAGCCUCUUACUUGCAGACCCAGCAUCUGACAUCUGGAAGGCCUAUGUAGAUUACUUGGACGAGAUAGUCCUGGAUGGAUUCUUCACUGCCAUUGAGUGCUCGCUCAAGUACCUCCUGCAGAACACAGAUCCCGAGGCAGGGCUUCCUCCUCUCUUUGAAGUGCAGCUGGAUUUGGUGGUGCCAGAGUUGGUUUUUCAUCCUCCCUUGGACCCUGGCACAAACGAUGGCUUCUAUGACAUGAUAGAAAGUCUGCUCAAUGACAUCUACAGGAUCUCCUCGCUGGUGCCCAGGCUGGCCGAGCACAGUGGCUUCCUCCACUACCAGGACGACAUGGAGGCCAUGGCUGGCCUGGCCGAGCUGCGGCAGCAGCUGCUGGGCCGCGUGCAGGCGGUGCUGGCAGCCUGCGGCGAGUACCGCGGCAGCCUCCAGCGCUACGCCAGCCUCUGCGGGGAGGACAGGAGGGAGGCCUGCAGGCACUUCCUGCGCCACGGCCUGCCGGAGGCGCAGGCGGAGGACGGGAGCCCGGAGGCGCCGCCCAGCCUGCAGCAGUUCAAGCAGCAGAUCGACUCCUACGAGAGGAUCUCCGAGGAGGUGAACCACAUCCAGCCCCUCAGCGUCUUCCAGGGCUGGCUGAGGGUCGAUGCUCGACCCUUCAAGGCGUCCCUGCUGAACGUGGUGCGGAGGUGGAGCCUGGUGUUCAAGCAGCACCUCGUGGACCACGUCACACACAGCUUGGCUGACCUGGACGAGUUCAUCCAAACUGCUGACAAGGGCUUGAGCAGAAAGGUUGAGAAAGGAGAUUAUAAUGGCUUGGUGGAGGUCAUGGGGCACCUCCUGGCUGUUAAAGAAAGGCAGAGUGUCACUGAGGCCAUGUUUGAGCCCCUGAAGCAAACUGUUGAGCUGCUGAAGUCCUAUGAGCAACCACUGCCAGAGGAGGUCUACAAGCAGCUGGAGGAGCUGCCAGAGAGGUGGACCAAGACGCAGAAGCUGGCCCUGGCCGUGAAGCAGCAGGUGGCUCCCCUGCAGGCCAGCGAGAUGGCAGCAGUGCGCCAGAGCUGCGCUGCCUUCGACGCCCAGCAGCAGCGGUUCCAGGAGCGCUUCCGCAGGGAAGCACCGUUCAGGUUUGACACCCAGAAGCCUUAUCAGCUGCUGGAUGCGAAGCAGGUGGAGAUUAAAGCCAUGGAAGCAGCCAUGGCCUCCCUCCAGGAAGCAGCUGGGCUCUUUGAAGUCCUGGUGCCGGAGUACAAGCAGCUGAAGCAGUGCAGGAGGGAGUUGUGUCUUCUCAAAGAGCUGUGGGACAUGAUUUCCCUUGUCAGCACGAGCCUGGAUGCCUGGCAGACCACCAGAUGGGUGGCAAUCAACGUGGAGAACAUGGAUCUGGAGUGCAGGAAGUUUGCCAGGGAAAUUAGGAAUUUGGAUAAGGAGAUGAGGGCCUGGGAUGCUUUCACGGGGCUGGACAGCAAGGUGAGGAACAUGCUGACGGCCCUGCGAGCUGUGGCAGAGCUGCAGAGCCCUGCCAUCAGGGAAAGGCACUGGGGGCAGCUGAUGCAGCUGACAGGGGUGAGCUUCCUGAUGGACUCCAACACCACCCUGGCUGACCUCCUGAAGCUCAACCUGCACAACUUUGAGGAUGAGGUCCGUGGCAUCGUGGACAAAGCCGUGCGAGAAAUGAGCAUGGAGAAGGUCCUGAAGGAGCUGCGGCUGACUUGGAGCUCCAUGGAGUUCCAGUAUGAGCCUCACCCCAGGACUGGCGUCCCCCUGCUGAAGGCUGAUGAGGAGCUCAUCGAAACCUUAGAGGACAACCAGGUGCAGCUGCAGAACCUGCUGACGUCCAAGUACAUGGCCUUCUUCCUGCAGGAGGUGGCCGCCUGGCAGCAGAGGCUGGGCACUGCCGACGCUGCCAUCGGCCUCUGGCUGGAGGUGCAGCGCACCUGGGCUCACCUGGAGAGCAUCUUCAUGGGCUCAGAAGAUAUCCGGACACAGCUGCCCCAGGACUCCAAACGCUUUGAGGACAUCGAUGUGGACUUCAAGGCAUUGGCCUACGAAGCCCAGAGAACCCCGAACGUCAUCGAGGCCACCAACAGGCCAGGCCUGUCCCAGGCUCUGGAGGACAUCCAGAGCAGGCUGUCUCUGUGUGAGAAGGCUUUGGCUGAGUAUUUGGAGGUGAAGAGGCUGGCCUUCCCCAGGUUCUACUUCAUUUCUUCUGCAGAUUUACUGGAUAUCCUUUCCAAUGGCACCAACCCACAGCUGGUGCAGCGCCACCUGCCCAAACUCUUUGACAACUUGGCCAAGGUGCAAUUCCAGCUGGAUUCUGAGCAGAAGCCAACCAAGGUUGGCCUGGGAAUGUACAGUGGAGAGGAGGAGUUCGUCAGCUUCAGCCAGCCCUGCGACUGCAGCGGGCAGGUCGAGGUCUGGCUGACCCAGCUGCUGGGCUGCAUGAGGGCCACGGUGAGGGCCCAGCUGGCUGAAGCGGUGGUGACUUAUGAGGAGAAGCCGAGGGAGCAGUGGCUCUUUGACUACCCUGCCCAGGUGGCGCUCACCUGCAGCCAGAUCUGGUGGACGACCGAGGUCGGCAUUGCCUUCUCCAGGGUGGAGGAAGGCUACGAGAACGCCGUGAAGGAGUACCACAAGAAGCAGGUGGCCCAGCUGAACGCCCUGGUCACCAUGCUGCUGGGGCAGCUCUCCCGGGGGGACAGGCAGAAGGUCAUGACCAUCUGCACCAUCGACGUGCACGCCCGCGACGUGGUGGCCAAGAUGAUCGCGCAGAAGGUGGACAAUGCCCAGGCGUUCAUCUGGCUGUCCCAGCUGCGACACAGAUGGGCAGAUGAGGAGGGGCACUGCUAUGCCAACAUCUGUGAUGCCCAGUUCCUGUACUCCUACGAGUACCUUGGCAACACCCCUCGGCUGGUGAUCACUCCCCUGACGGACAGGUGCUACAUCACCCUGACCCAGUCGCUGCACCUGACCAUGAGUGGAGCACCUGCAGGGCCUGCAGGCACUGGCAAGACAGAGACCACCAAAGACCUGGGGCGAGCCUUGGGCACCAUGGUCUACGUCUUCAACUGCUCUGAGCAGAUGGACUACAAGUCCUGUGGAAACAUUUACAAAGGCCUUGCCCAGACAGGAGCCUGGGGCUGUUUUGAUGAAUUUAACAGGAUCUCCGUUGAGGUCCUGUCUGUGGUUGCUGUGCAGGUGAAGAGUGUGCAGGAUGCUAUAAGGGAGAAGAAGAAAUCCUUCAGUUUCCUUGGAGAAGACAUCAGGCUGGUACCCUCAGUAGGCAUCUUCAUCACCAUGAACCCAGGCUACGCAGGGAGAACAGAGCUCCCCGAGAACCUGAAAGCUCUCUUCAGGCCAUGUGCCAUGGUGGUGCCAGACUUUGAGCUGAUCUGUGAAAUCAUGUUGGUGGCUGAGGGCUUCAUCGGGGCACGGACACUGGCCAGGAAGUUCAUUACUCUCUACCAACUCUGCAAGGAGCUGCUGUCCAAGCAGGACCACUACGACUGGGGGCUGCGUGCCAUCAAGUCCGUGCUGGUUGUGGCCGGGGCCCUGAGGAGAGCCGACCCGGAGCGCCCCGAGGAGCAGGUCCUGAUGCGCUCUCUGCGUGACUUCAACGUGCCCAAGAUCGUCAGUGACGACCUGCCGGUGUUCAUGGGGCUCCUCGGGGACCUCUUCCCCGCGCUGGAGGUGCCGCGCAAGCGCGACCUGAGCUUCGAGGCCUUGGCGAGGCAGGCGGUGCUGGACCUCCAGCUGCAGCCUGAGGACAACUUUGUGCUCAAAGUGGUGCAGCUGGAGGAGCUGCUGAGUGUCCGGCACUCUGUCUUCGUGGUGGGCAGCGCGGGCACGGGCAAGUCGCAGGUGCUGAGAUCCCUCAACAGGACCUACCAGAUCAUGAAGAGACGUCCAGUCUGGGCAGACCUCAACCCCAAGGCUGUCACCAACGAUGAGCUGUUCGGCAUCAUUAACCCAUCCACGAGAGAGUGGAAAGAUGCCUCCACCACCGACCUUUCCUGA
This is a messenger RNA of Pogoniulus pusillus (Red-fronted tinkerbird), 4236 nucleotides long. RefSeq names its product dynein axonemal heavy chain 9-like. NCBI's taxonomy places the organism in Eukaryota, Metazoa, Chordata, Aves, Piciformes, Lybiidae. Gene Ontology annotation, biological process: cilium movement involved in cell motility. Gene Ontology annotation, cellular component: axoneme; dynein complex; 9+2 motile cilium. Gene Ontology annotation, molecular function: minus-end-directed microtubule motor activity; ATP binding; dynein intermediate chain binding. The record is from RefSeq and is a predicted model, not a curated record. The coding region runs from base 1 to 4236 and encodes 1411 amino acids. The transcript is spliced from 20 exons.